Messenger RNA from Drosophila biarmipes, 1935 nucleotides. It is a transcript of the gene Cyp6a21, whose product is annotated as probable cytochrome P450 6a21. The record is from RefSeq and is a predicted model, not a curated record. Bases 49 to 1563 code for a protein of 504 amino acids. Gene Ontology annotation, molecular function: monooxygenase activity; heme binding; oxidoreductase activity, acting on paired donors, with incorporation or reduction of molecular oxygen. NCBI's taxonomy places the organism in Eukaryota, Metazoa, Arthropoda, Insecta, Diptera, Drosophilidae. The transcript is spliced from 2 exons.
CAACGAUUACGGCAAUUUUAUAAUAUUUGUAAAUAUACCGUGUGAGUCAUGGCCGUGGGAACGUUCCUACUGACAGCAUUGCUGUUGCUUCUUGGCUACCUGUUGGCAAAACUGCGUAGCACCAUGAAGUACUGGCAGGAGUUGGGCAUUCCCUGCGAGGAGCCCCACAUCCUGAUGGGAAGCAUGAAAGGAGUACGAACCAAGAGAUCGUUUAACGAUAUCUGGACGAGCUACUACAAGAAGUUUCGUGGAACCGGACCCUUUGCUGGCUUCUAUUGGUUCCAGCGACCAGCUGUUUUCGUUUUGGAAGCCUCUCUGGCAAAACAUAUCCUGAUCAAGGACUUCAACAAGUUCACGGACCGCGGCUUCUUUCACAACCCCGAGGACGAUCCUUUGUCCGGCCAGUUGUUCUUACUCGAUGGCCAGCGGUGGAAGUCCAUGCGCAAUAAGCUCUCUUCGACAUUCACCUCCGGAAAAAUGAAGUACAUGUUUCCCACGGUUAUCAAGGUGGGUCAUGAGUUCAUCGACGUUUUCGGCCAGCAUGUGGAAAAGAACCCCAUCACUGAGGUUAGGGAGUUUUUGGCCCGCUUCACCACUGACGUAAUAGGCACUUGUGCCUUUGGCAUCGAGUGCAGUAGCUUGAAGGACCCCGAUGCAGAGUUCCGAACGAUGGGUCGGCGAUCCGUGACAGAACACCGCCUGAGUGCUGUGGGGAUCGGGUUCGUGAACAGCUUCCCCAACCUGGCACGUCGACUGCACAUGAAAAUGACAACAGAGGCCGUAGAAAAGUUCUUCAUGCGCAUCGUUAGGGAAACAGUGGCUUUCAGGGAGCAGAACAAUAUCCGUCGAAACGAUUUCAUGGAUCAGUUGAUCGAUUUGAAAAACAAACCACUAAUGAUGUCCGAAACCGGCGAAAAUGUCAACCUUUCUAUUGAGGAGGUUGCAGCACAGGCCUUUGUGUUCUUCGCGGCUGGUUUCGAGACCUCAUCGACUACAAUGGGAUUCGCUUUGUAUGAGUUGGCGCAAAAUCAGGAUAUCCAGGCCAGACUGAGGGAAGAGGUCCUGGAGAUUUGUGAAAAGUACAAGGGGGAAUUAACCUACGAAAGUGUUCAGGAGCUGGUCUACCUUAAUCAAGUGAUAUCUGAAACUCUUCGCCUCUACACGGUUCUACCCGUCUUAAACCGCGAAUGCCUGGAGGACUUUGUGGUUCCCGACCAUCCCAAAUACGUUAUCAAGAAGGGAAUGCCCGUCAUAAUUCCUGCCGGAGCUAUGCACCGCGAUGAGAGACUGUACCCGAGUCCGGACGCAUUUAAUCCGGAAAACUUCUCCACCGAUCGCGUCAAGGAGCGCGAUUCCGUGGAGUGGCUUCCUUUCGGCGAUGGUCCUAGGAACUGCAUCGGAAUGCGAUUUGGCCAAAUGCAGGCACGGAUUGGACUGGCUCUUCUCAUUAGGGACUUUAGAUUCUCAGUCUGCGAGAAGACGACAAUCCCCAUGAAAUACGACAAAGAACAGUUCCUCAUUUCAAGUGAAUCUGGCAUCCACCUUAAGGUUGAACGAGUGUAACAACUUCGUUUCUAUGUUAUUACUAUCAUUUAAAUCGAUGAAAAUUACGUACGAAUUUACUUAAUGUAAACGCCAAGUCAAUCGGCGAGUCAUGCUGGCAUUUAUAAGAUAGAAUUCUUAUGAAGCUUAAUUGAGGGUCGAAUUCUCUUUUUCUUUUUUUCUUCUUACAAGCGAAGCUCUCUUUACACCGUAGACAAUCCGACAAAUGAAAGAUAUGCCUAAAAGUAGACUUUUGUCUAAAAAUCAUUAGCUCCAAAAUACUUAAAAUAGAAGUAGAUCUUCUUGGCAGCGAUUUUAAGUUUAUAUUAAGGUUAUGGAAGGGCUCGUAGAAUGGUAACCCCUUCUUUUAAAUGUAAUGGUAUAAAAGUUUAA